CCUGAAAGGGAAGCAGAUGCUAUAGUGAAUUUGGGAAUCUGUUUCCCAAACCUCGUAAAGGAAGAGGAACUCGAUACUUUAGAAGACCAACGGAGAGAUUUAUUGUAUUCAAAAGACUCAUUACAAAACAUAUGUGAAAAUCCAACUUCAUUUUGGGUGGAACUUAAAAGAGUUACUGACGGUAACCUCAAGCCCAAAUUUGAGCUGCUUUCUAGAUUUAUGUGCUGCCUGUUAGCCCUCCCUCACUCUUCUGCAUGCGUAGAGAGGGUAUUUUCAAAACUUAAUGUUAUUAAAACCAAACAAACAAACAGACUAAGUGUAACCACAGCAUCAAACCGAUUGCUUGCAAAGCAAGCAAUUUCCCGCCAAGACACACCCUGUUAUUUGUGGCAGCCCUCAAAAUCUCUCAUUAAUGAUGUAAAAACUGGAAAGUGCCACAAGCGGUAUGUGGAAAGAGAAGAGGAGCGACAAAAAGGAGAAAUGACAACAUUGUAUGCUGGUGCUGCCGCUGAUGAAUCGGAUAGUGAGACUGAGAGGGAGCAAACAUUUCUUCAAUAAUAAGGGUUUCAAAAUUUCUGGUCACGUUGAUACCAUCCACCGUCCGCCUUUCAGUUCUUUCAUCAAACUCAAACAUGGGGAAGGAAAGAAAGUCAGAACGUACGGCUACGAUCCGGACCAGAAAGUUUCUGACCAACGGCUCCUUAACAGGAAGCAGAUGGUUGUAGAUGUUCUGCAUCCAGGUAGAGCAACAGUACCAAAAUCAGAAAUCAAAGACCAAAUGUACAAGACAACCGGUGAUGUCGUCUUUGCCUUUGGUUCAAGACACAGUUUGGUGGUGGCAAAACCACUGGCUUUGCUUUGA
Molecule: messenger RNA, 862 nt
Organism: Macrobrachium nipponense
Lineage: Eukaryota; Metazoa; Arthropoda; Malacostraca; Decapoda; Palaemonidae
Exons: 5
Coding region: 494-862 (122 amino acids)
Biological process (GO): translation
Cellular component (GO): ribosome
Molecular function (GO): structural constituent of ribosome
Source: RefSeq, a predicted model, not a curated record